UCGUCAUCCACUGGAAAUCUGCAAAGCAAAACCCUUUUGAGAGGUGAUGGAGGAGAUAGACAGACCCACAUUGCGAGUCACCAACAUCCCCCAAACAACCGUAGCCAAAGACCUCUUAGAGUUCUUCGAAUCCACGCUCGGCCCCGCAACCGUAUUCACCGUCGAAAUCUCCACCGACCGCCACAACUGGAAGUCCCGUGGCUUCGGCAGGGUCCAGUUCGCCACUCUCGAAGCCAAGUCCCAAGCCUUCCUUCUCUCCCACCGUGACCGCCUCGUCUUCAAGUCCCAUUCCCUUAAACUCUCUCGAACCUAUGACGAUAUCAUCCCCAGGCCGAUCAGGGCUGACUACCGGCUCGAUGACGGCCUUCUCAAUGUGGGUUUUAUGGCUAACGACGAUUGCUUCCGUGUUUUGGAGCGGUGGGAGGGCGUGAGAGGUUGGAUCAUGCCUGAGAGGAGGAGACUGGAAUUUUGGGUUUGGACCGAUGCGGAGUGUUACAAGCUUGAUGUUUUGUUCGAUGAUGUUUUCGAGACUGUUGGGUGCGGCUUCAAUGGUUCUGCAUGCACUGCUCUUCUCUUGAGGGUUAGGUAUGCUCCGAGGAUAUAUCAGAAAGUAUCUGGGCCAAAUGUAGCUUCAAAAUUCAAAUCUGAUCGUUAUCAUAUAUGCAAGGAGGAUUUUGAUUUUCUUUGGGUUCGGACAACAGAUUUUUCAAGGAUAAAAUCAAUUGGACAAUCAACUUCGUUUUAUUGGGAAUUUAAUGCAGGAUUAACGGUUUCCGAUUUGUCAACAUAUUUCCCAUGUUAUAGAGAAGACAUUAAAUGUCCAUCUUUUGAGACCGGGGAGGAAGUCUCUUUGCCACCUGAAAUUGUUCCGCUUGUAAAGUUCCCAUCAGAUUCGAAGUUAGCAUAUGAAAUAAUUUUUCAGCUCAACUCCCUUGUUCAAACCCAAAAAAUCAGCAUUGCUUCAGUAGACGCUGAUCUGAUCGGUAUCCUCAGUUAUUUGCCAGUUGAAACUGCUGUAACGAUUCUGCAGCAGCUUCGCAAGCUACAGUCUCCUUGUUAUAAUCCUGUGUCAUUUGUGAAAGCAAAAUUAUCUACGGGAAAAAACUACCAAAGUCCUUUGUCUUUAUCUGAAAGGUUAAAAAAUCACAAUGUCAUGAGUUGUCAUAGAGCCCUAGUUACACCUACAAAGAUUUAUUGCUUGGGUCCUGAACUCGAAGCGGCUAAUUAUGUUGUAAAGAACUUCGCAGAGUAUGCUUCAGAUUUUAUGAGAGUCACUUUUGUUGAAGAAGAUUGGAGUAAGCUUUCUGCAAAUGCCAUUUCUACUGGCGUGCAGCUAGGUUUUUUUGCGAGACCAUUCAGAACUAAAAUAUAUGACAGGAUAUUGUCUGUUCUUCAGGAUGGAAUUGUUAUUGCAGAUAAGCGAUUUGAGUUUCUGGCAUUUUCGGCUAGUCAGCUUCGAUCAAAUUCGGUCUGGAUGUUUGCAUCUAAUGACAAGGUUAAAGCAGAAGAUAUUAGAGAAUGGAUGGGAUGCUUCAAAAAGAUACGCAGCAUAUCUAAGUGUGCUUCAAGGAUGGGCCAAUUGUUUAGUUCAUCUAAGCCAACUCUUGUUGUCCCUGAGCAGGAUGUGGAGAUUAUUGAUGAUAUUAAAGUCAACACCGAUGGCAUUGAUUAUUGCUUCUCUGAUGGUAUCGGGAAAAUUUCUCUGUCUUUCGCCAGACAAGUUGUUGAGAAGUGUGGAUUGGAUCACAUUCCAUCAGCAUUUCAAAUAAGAUAUGGUGGUUACAAAGGUGUCGUUGCUGUUGACCGCAACUCCUUUUGGAAGAUGUCUCUGCGUAAUAGUAUGCUGAAGUUUGAAUCUAACGUCAGGAUGCUUAAUGUCACCAAAUGGAGUGAGUCCAUGCCUUGCUUCUUGAAUCGUGAAAUCGUUACACUCUUGUCCACCUUGGGCAUCGAGGAUGAAGUUUUCGAGAGAAUGCAACAGGAACAGCUGUGUCUGCUGGGAAAAAUGCUGACAAAUAGAGAAGCAGCUUUGGAUGCAUUACAAAGUUUAAGUGGAGUUAAUUCCAAGAACAUUCUGGUCGAAAUGCUUCAAGUUUAUGAGCCAAAUGUCCAACCUUACCUCUCAAUGAUGCUUCAAGCACAUUACGAGAGUCUACUUUCUGAUUUAAAAGGCAGGUGCCGUAUAUUUGUUCCAAAGGGACGAAUCUUAAUUGGAUGUUUGGACGAAACUGGUACACUGAAUUAUGGUCAAGUUUAUCUCUGUGUAAAAAUGAGAAAAGCAGAACUAGAAUGUGCAGACCAAAGUUUCUUCCGUAAGGUGGAUGAGGAAACAGCUAUAGUGGUCGGGAAGGUGGUUGUCACGAAAAAUCCUUGUCUUCACCCGGGUGAUGUCCGAGUCCUCGAGGCUGUUUACGAACCCCAACUAGAAGAGAAGGGUUUGGUCAACUGCCUUGUCUUCCCCAAGAAAGGAGAAAGGCCACAUCCGAAUGAAUGCUCGGGCGGUGAUCUUGAUGGGGAUCAGUUUUUCAUAAGCUGGGACAAAGACCUCAUCCCGUGUCAAACCGAUCCCCCAAUGGACUACACGGGACAAAGACCUCGAAUAAUGGACCAUGAGGUAACCUUGAAGGAAAUUCAAAAGUUUUUCGUUGAUUACAUGAUUAAUGAUACUUUGGGUGCAAUUUCUACUGCACAUUUAGUGCAUGCUGAUCGAGAACCUGACAAAGCCCGCAGUGAAAACUGUCUAGCAUUGGCUACUCUUCACUCCAUGGCUGUUGAUUUUGCCAAGACAGGAGCACCUGCCGAGAUGCCUCGUGCUCUUAAACCAAGGGAGUUUCCGGACUUCAUGCAGAGGGAAAACAAACCCAUGUAUACUUCCUCUGGCGUACUAGGGAAACUGUACCGUGCUACAAUCAAAUCAACCGUGCAAGCAAGGUCAAAGUUUUUCUGGACAAAGGUGAUGGCCGAAGCAGCUUACGAUCAUGAGCUUGAAGUGAAUGGUUUUGAGUUAUUCCUAUCAGUUGCAAGGACUCAUAAAGAAAUGUAUGAAGAGAGAAUGAGCUUAUUGAUGAGCUAUUAUGAGGUAGAGUAUGAGGAUGAAAUCCUGACAGGCAAUGUGCACAACAAAGCGCAGUUUUUGCAGCGAGAUAACAGGCGAUAUGGAGAAAUGAAGGAACGUAUCGUGCUGUCUGCCAAGGACCUGCAGAAAGAAGCGAAACAAUGGUUUAAGAAUAGCUGCUGCAAGGCCGAUGAGCAUCAGAAACUUGCCUCGGCAUGGUAUCACGUGACUUACCACCCAAAUUACUUCCAGGAAAGGACGAAUUCCUUGAGCUUUCCAUGGAUUGUCGGAGACAUUCUGCUGAGCAUAAAAUCUCGGAAUAAAAUUCAAAAGUUUUUCGUUGAUUACAUGAUUAAUGAUACUUUGGGUGCAAUUUCUACUGCACAUUUAGUGCAUGCUGAUCGAGAACCUGACAAAGCCCGCAGUGAAAACUGUCUAGCAUUGGCUACUCUUCACUCCAUGGCUGUUGAUUUUGCCAAGACAGGAGCACCUGCCGAGAUGCCUCGUGCUCUUAAACCAAGGGAGUUUCCGGACUUCAUGCAGAGGGAAAACAAACCCAUGUAUACUUCCUCUGGCGUACUAGGGAAACUGUACCGUGCUACAAUCAAAUCAACCGUGCAAGCAAGGUCAAAUUUUUUGCAGCGAGAUAACAGGCGAUAUGGAGAAAUGAAGGAACGUAUCGUGCUGUCUGCCAAGGACCUGCAGAAAGAAGCGACAUGGUUUAAGAAUAGCUGCUGCAAGGCCGAUGAGCAUCAGAAACUUGCCUCGGCAUGGUAUCACGUGACUUACCACCCAAAUUACUUCCAGGAAAGGACGAAUUCCUUGAGCUUUCCAUGGAUUGUCGGAGACAUUCUGCUGAGCAUAAAAUCUCGGAAUAGGUUUCUUAAUAGCCGAGAAAUUCAGAGAAACCGUCCGGAAUUCGUUAAUGUGUACGUAAAGUCCCCAAGAAGGCCUACCGCAUCAGGUGAUGAAUCCUUGGAGACUUGAUCAAUGACCAAAUCCAACAUUCUCCUGUGAAUGUAAACUGCUGUCUCACCAAUUUGUAGGUGUUUUAACUGUUCUCUACCGGUGGUAAAUUUAUAUCACCCUUUUUCUUCUUUUACCAUCUUACUUAUAUUGCCCUUACAGUUCUUGUUUACGAACAUCGACUCUCAAUAGAUUUUGGUAGUAUCUCGGAUGAUC
Molecule: messenger RNA, 4237 nt
Organism: Hibiscus syriacus
Lineage: Eukaryota; Viridiplantae; Streptophyta; Magnoliopsida; Malvales; Malvaceae
Product: RNA-dependent RNA polymerase 2-like
Biological process (GO): siRNA processing
Cellular component (GO): nuclear RNA-directed RNA polymerase complex
Molecular function (GO): RNA binding; RNA-directed RNA polymerase activity
Source: RefSeq, a predicted model, not a curated record